Messenger RNA from Histoplasma capsulatum G186AR, 945 nucleotides. RefSeq lists its product as uncharacterized. The record is from RefSeq and is a predicted model, not a curated record. Gene Ontology annotation, cellular component: cytoplasm. The coding region runs from base 1 to 945 and encodes 314 amino acids. Gene Ontology annotation, molecular function: palmitoyl-(protein) hydrolase activity; carboxylic ester hydrolase activity. Lineage: Eukaryota; Fungi; Ascomycota; Eurotiomycetes; Onygenales; Ajellomycetaceae. The transcript has a single exon. Gene Ontology annotation, biological process: protein depalmitoylation.
AUGCCUUCUAAAAAGAAGCAGCCUUACCCACCUCUCUUGAUCGUGCCUUCUGUCGGCAGCGACCGUACUCAUACGGUGAUAGUGCUGCACGGCCGAGGAAGCAAUGCCAACUGCUUCGGGCCUGAAUUUCUGAAGUCUGCCAAUCUGCCCGCCCAGCUUCCAAUGGUAAAAUUCAUCUUUCCCACCGCCAGCAAAUGGCGCUCAACAUUAUUCAAGAAAAUGCCAAUCAAUCAAUGGUUUGAUAUCUUUUCACUUGAGGAGCCUGGGGAGAGAGCUGAUCUGCAGAUUGAUGGGUUGUGUGAGACAGGGCAGUUUUUGAGAAGAUUGAUUGAGAGUGAGGCAAGCCUUCUGGGUGAAGAUGGGCAUCGAAAAAUCGUUUUGGGGGGAUUGAGUCAGGGCUGUGCGGCGGGGAUAUUUACUUUACUUGGUGGUGGCUUUGGAUCUCAUGGUGAUCAAGCUCUUGGUGCGUUUUUCGGCAUGAGUGGAUGGUUGCUGUUUGAGAAGCAUGUUCGAGCUAUCUUCAGCUCUGCUCCUUGUGGUGAUGAAGAUGAUGAAGCUUUCUCUGCCUCUGGAAGUUUUGGUGGUUUUGAACGCGAGGGUGGUGAAGUCGAAUCACCGCCGACUCACCAAGCCUUGAAUUACAUCCGCGACAUUCUCGACCUCCCACCUUUAUCAGAGUCCCCAGGAGAAGGACUUGAACCAACGCCUCCAGAGGCCUCCCUACGCCAUCUCCAAACUCCAAUCUUCCUUGGCCAUGGUUCCGCCGAUCCAAAAAUCUCGGUCCGCCACGGAGAAAGAAUGUCCAAUUUCCUGUCAGAACAUGUGCGCAUGGAUGUUACAUGGAAGGUAUAUCCAGAAUUUGGGCACUGGUAUAAGAUUCCGGACGAGAUUGAUAAUAUUCUCCUUUUUUUGAAAGAGAAGGUCGACCGUGGUCUUGGUUCUUAA